UUUACCAAGAACAUCUUCUCCUUGCGAGGAGAUCGUUGGAGGCAAAUGAGGAAUACAUUAAGCCCCUCUUUCACAGCCAGCAAGAUGAAGUUCAUGUUUGAUUUACUAUCGAAAUGUUCUCACGAUUUCGUCGACUAUUUGGUGGACCAUCCAGAACUUUGCCAUACGAUCGAAACGAAGGAAGCCUUUAGACGAUAUACCACCGACGUUAUUGCUUCAGCUGCGUUUGGUAUAAGUGUAAAUUCUAUGAAAGAUCGUGACAAUGAAUUUUAUGUAAAGGGAGUGGAGGCUACCAAAUUUCCUGCUGGACUAUUUGCGAUGGCCAAGUUCAUGAUUAUAAUUACGUGUCCAUCAUGGCUCGUUAAAUCACUUGGUUUGACUUUUUUUCCGUCGAAUACGGGCGUGUUUUUCAAGAAAAUCGUACAGGAAACAAUUAGUGCGCGAGAAGAUCAAGGUAUCGUCAGACCGGAUAUGAUCCAUUUGCUAAUGCAGUCUCGAUAUAAAGAAGGUGAUUCUGUACACAAAAUGUCACUAGACGAUAUCGUUUCGCAAGCUUUUAUUUUUUUCCUUGCGGGUUUCGAAACCUCUUCGACUUUGAUGUGUUUCGUUGCUCACGAGCUGGCGGUUAAUCGAGAUAUUCAAGAGCGUCUGCGCAAGGAGGUACUGCAGCAUCUUGCCGAAGGAAACGGUGAGAUUUCUUAUGAGUCGCUAUCCAGGAUGACUUACAUGGAUAUGGUGGUUUCAGAAGCUCUCAGAAAAUAUCCACCGCAGAUUGUCAUAGAUAGACUUUGUGCUAAGAGAUACGAACUGCCUCCAUCGCAACCAGGUUGUAAGAAUGUAAUCGUCGAAACUGACGAUGCAGUGCUGUUUCCUGCUUAUGCUAUACAUCACGAUCCGAAGUAUUAUCCGAACCCGGCCAAAUUCGAUCCUGAAAGAUUCAGCGAAGAAAACAAAGACAAUAUAUUCCCAUACACUUAUCUACCAUUCGGUCUUGGGCCCAGAAAGUGUAUCGGCAAUCGAUUUGCUCUGAUGGAAACUAAGAUUGUCAUUGCUCAUCUUUUACAAAGGUUUACUUUGAAGGCUACGGAAAAAACCGUUGAACCCAUUGUAUUCACUAAAAAGGAAUUUAUAUUAAAACCUGUUGGCGGAUUUUGGAUUAGCUUAGAGAAGAGAGAAAUGUAAAAAUUUGGGAGCAGAUAUAUUAUUUUGCAAUGUAGUUUUUCCGCAAAAAUAUUACCGUAUUUCAAUAAUUUUUAAAAUUUUUCGCUUUCAAAUAUAAAUGUAAUUAAAUAAGAUUUAUUUGCAAUGCAUUUUACAUUAUCACGCAGAGCAUAUGCUCGAGUAGUAUGUUAAAAUUAAAUUUUUGUUCAUAAAAAAUUAAACAUUACGAUAAAUAUUGUGCUUGUUUUACAAUUUACUCGAUCUUGCUGAUCGUUUUAAUGGCUUAUAACUUCCAUAGAUCAUCUAAUUGUAAGAUAAAGGCAAUACCGUUAAUAUUUUAUAUUAGAUCGAGAACAUAUUUUUUGCGCAAACAUCUACCGAAUCUUUUAAAUUUCGAACUCAUUUUUUUUCUUAUUAGUUCAGAUUAUAUUUACUAAUCUAGAUUCUCUCAUAAUUUGUUGUUAAACAAGCAUUAAACAAGGAAAUAAACUAAUUACUUAAUUUAUUAUCUUCUACUUCUUAAAAAGGUAUAGAUAAUUAAUAUCACUAACUAUUGCAAUAAAUAUUAC
Messenger RNA from Wasmannia auropunctata (little fire ant), 1730 nucleotides. Its product is annotated as cytochrome P450 9e2-like. The annotation marks the transcript as partial. Gene Ontology annotation, molecular function: iron ion binding; heme binding; monooxygenase activity. The transcript has a single exon. The record is from RefSeq and is a predicted model, not a curated record. Lineage: Eukaryota; Metazoa; Arthropoda; Insecta; Hymenoptera; Formicidae.